Molecule: messenger RNA, 576 nt
Organism: Phaethon lepturus (White-tailed tropicbird)
Lineage: Eukaryota; Metazoa; Chordata; Aves; Phaethontiformes; Phaethontidae
Gene: HDDC2
Product: HD domain containing 2
Exons: 5
Coding region: 66-530 (154 amino acids)
Cellular component (GO): cytoplasm
Molecular function (GO): 5'-deoxynucleotidase activity
Source: RefSeq, a predicted model, not a curated record
AGAGAGUACCACGGACGGGAUGGGUGUACAGGAAUGUGGCAAAGCCAGAGAGCGUAUCCGAUCAUAUGUACAGGAUGGCGAUGAUGGCUUUGGUGACUGAAGACAAAAGCCUUAACAAGGACAGAUGCAUACGAUUAGCUUUGGUUCACGAUAUGGCUGAAUGCAUUGUUGGAGAUAUUGCUCCUGCAGAUAAUGUCUCAAAAGAGGAGAAACACAGGAGCGAAGAGGCAGCUAUGCAACAGCUGACCCAGCUUCUAUCAGAGGACCUCAGAAAAGAAAUCUAUGAACUCUGGGAAGAAUAUGAAAACCAGUGUACUGCAGAAGCCAAGUUUGUAAAACAGUUGGAUCAGUGUGAGAUGAUACUGCAAGCGUUUGAGUACGAAGAGUUGGAAAACACACCUGGCAGACUGCAGGAUUUUUAUGAUUCAACUGCUGGAAAGUUUGUUCACCCAGAAAUACUCCAUCUUGUAUCUCUGAUUAACAAAGAAAGGAAUAAAAAAAUAGCUGCUCCAUCUCAUCCACAUUCCUGAGGUGUACCUAAAUGCUGUAGCUAUAAUAAAUAUUUUGUUUUACAUU